Molecule: messenger RNA, 2284 nt
Organism: Metopolophium dirhodum (rose-grain aphid)
Lineage: Eukaryota; Metazoa; Arthropoda; Insecta; Hemiptera; Aphididae
Product: U3 small nucleolar RNA-associated protein 15 homolog
Exons: 9
Coding region: 244-1776 (510 amino acids)
Biological process (GO): rRNA processing; positive regulation of transcription by RNA polymerase I
Cellular component (GO): nucleolus
Molecular function (GO): protein binding
Source: RefSeq, a predicted model, not a curated record
CGUGAUAAUAACUAAUAAAUACCUUAAAUUAAAUUUUUAAAAUACUGUAGUUCAUAUUCGAAGUUUGAGUUCUGAAGUACUUCGGCCAUUAUAUAUACUUAUUUAUGACUUCGACGUUCGUACUUUCGUUGUUUUAAUUAAUUACUUUAUAUAGUUUUAUUAUUAUUUAGCCAUGCAUAUAAUAUAAUAGUUAUAUAAAUAAUUCAAUAGUAUGAAAGCAUAGUAUAUUAUUAUUGAAAAAUAAUGACUUCAUUUAAAAAAUCAUUUGUGAAACCGUUUGCUCGUCCCAGUGAGUUAUAUACUGUCGAAGACUCUUAUUGGAAAAAACUUACUAGCCCUGUAUUGGUUAAAGAAUUUGGUCCCAUAGACUAUGUACAUUUUUCACGACGUGCACCCUAUCAUUUUGCAAUAUCAUGUUCUGCUCGAGUCCAAGUUUAUAAUCCUGUUACAAAAGUAGUAACUAAAAAUCUCAAUAAAUUUAAAGAAGCUGCUUAUGGCGCAACAUUUCGUUCAGAUGGCCAGUUAUUAUGUGCUGGUGGCGAGGAAUCUAUUGUGAGAUUAUUUGAAGUUAAUACAAAGUCUAUGCUGAGACAGUUCAGAGGACAUAAAGCUGCUGUUCACCGUACAUAUUUCACAAGAGACGGACAUCAUAUUGCAAGCUUUUCAGAUGACAAAACUGUUUCUUUAUGGGAUAUAAGUAGUCAACAAAUAAGUGGACAUUAUGAAGGUUAUCAUAAGGACUAUAUUAGAGCAGGAUGUGUUUCUCCAGUUUCUGAAAAUAUAGUUGUUUCUGGUGGCUAUGACAAACAAAUUAAUAUGUUCGAUUCAAGAACUAAAUCAGUAACUAUGUCAGUUGAUCACGAGUCACCUGUAGAAAGCUUAAUAUUUUUACCAUCUGGCAGCUUACUUAUAUCAGCUGGUGGUACUGAGGUUCGUAUAUGGGAUGUUUUAGCUGGUAAAUUAUUGGCUAAACUUACUCAAAACCAUAAGACUGUAACUGCGUUAUGCUUAGCUAAGCAAGGUACAUCCAUUGUAACUGCCUCAUUGGACAAACAUGUUAAGAUUUACAAUGUAUCAACAUUCCAACUGUCACAUGAUAUUACAUAUCCAAGUGCGGUACUGAGUAUUGAUAUAAGUAGAGAUGACAAAACAAUUGUAGCUGGAACUGUGGAUGGAAUUGUGAACAUAACUAAACGUGACACAUCAGUGAAACAUAACAAUGAAAAUAAAAAGAGGCAAGCUAGAGCCGCAGCAAUUGUCCAAUCUGAUGGUAUUGAUAUGAGUGUCCCAAUAAUGCAACCUGAUCAGAUGAGCAAGUUUGAUACUGCUCUAAGGAAAUUUAAUUAUAGCCAAGCUUUAGAUUUGGUCUUAGUUCAUGCGGUUGCAUUCAAAAAACCCCAUAUAACAGUUUAUGUGUUUGAUGAAUUAUGCAGGAGAAAUGGCUUAGUGCAAGCAAUAUCUGGUAGAAAUUCAAAACAAUUAGCAUUUUUAUUGAAUUUUAUUGUUCGCUAUAUUGGAGUUAGAAAAUUAUCUAAGACAUUGACACAUGUUGCUUCAACAGUUAUUGAUUGUUAUUGGGAUUCUUUUGAGACAUGUACCCUCGAAGUUCGUGCACUACUGACAAAAUUACAUACUGUUGUUGAAAAUGAAAUAUUACUAACUAAAAGAUUGUUAGCUAUUGAUGGGUUAGUUAAAAUGUUAAUUAUUAGUUCUGAAGUAUUACCUGAUGCUACGCAGACUACAAAAAUUGAUAAUAAAAUUGUUGUUAAAAAUUAACUGUAAGUGGUUUUUAUUUGUAUAUUAAUUUUUCAUUUAUGAACAUUUCCUGACAUUUGUAAUUUUAUGUUUUAAUGUUGAUGAAACCAAUAAAUUAAAUACAGCUAAUUUUACUCCAGACAAAUGUACACACCAACAUACCGUUUAUAAUUCUAAUAAUGUUAAAGAUUUUUGAUUUGUCUAUUUUACUUUUAUGGAAAGUAUCGAGUAUUUAGUAUUGCGAUACAUUUUUUCAGCCCAUGAUUGAGUAAUGAGUGUAUUAUAAAACUUUGUCAUCAAAAGAAUUACAUACAUUAAAAAGAUACUAUGAAACAUUAUUUUUUUUCUAGGCAACAAUUUAUAUUAAUAGGAAUUUACAUUUAGUUUAAACAUUUUUAAAUCUUCAUUAUUGUUAUUAUAGUGAUUAGUGUUGAAACUUUGAAAGUUAUUGUUGAUAAUUGAUGUCAUAAUCUGGUCCCACAUUUAUAUACUCUGCUAAUAUUAAUCACUUGUUGUACUGUACAGCCCA